CGAUACCUCAUACCAGCCAACCAGUCUCUGUGUGUGCGCAGGGAUAAGAAAAUUAGGCAGCCGGAAGAUAAUUAUGUAACUUUGUCUCUUAACAACCGAACAAAGGCGGUUCAUACCCAAAACAUUUUGACUGACAGGCUCUCUGCGAGUCUCUAUAUAAGAAGGGGGAGGUGGGUUCUUCAGUCACUGUUGUGCCUCAAAUACUGCAGACUGUGGAUGCGGUGAACCAAAGUGGACUUUACGUUUUUACGCACAGCCUUUACUGGAGAUAACUCUUCUCAUUCGCAUUUAUUCGUAAACUCAAGUCAUCAAGUAAGUUUUUUUUCUUGCUUUCGGAUAUUUAUUGAAAAAGACCGCCUUCGUCAGGAGAUAUGAUACUCAGGAGAAGUCUCUUCUUGCUGCUGUUCUUUAAUUUCCUCCAUGCAUUACCUCCAGAUGGUGAGCAGGAGGAUGAGACAUCAUUCGACUUGUUUGAAAUCAGCCACAUCUCACGCAAGACUCUGGGGGCCAAAGUGUUCCGGGGACAGAACUCAGACACCUCUGCUUACCGCUUCAUCCGCUUUGACCACGUGCCCCCAGUGAGUGCCCCCAUACUAAAACAGAUACUACGACAGAUCCAAAACAAUGAGGGCUUUGUGUUUGUGGCCACCAUACGCCAGGACCGCAACUCUCGGGGCACCCUGAUUGGUUUGGAGGGGUCUGAUGGCCGCAGGCAGUUUGAGAUUGUGUCCAAUGGACGGGCCAACACUCUGGACUUGGUAUACUGGGUGGACGGCUCGCAGAAUGUUGUUUCAUUCGAGGAUGUGGACCUGUCUGACUCUCAGUGGAAGAAUGUCACACUUCAUGUUCAUGGAGAAAAUGCACACCUGUUUGUGGGCUGCAGCCUGAUUGACAGCUUCAUCCUGGAUGAGCCGUUCUACGAGCACCUGCAGGCUGAGGGGAGCCGCAUGUAUGUUGCCAAGGGAUCCAUCCGGGAGAAUCACUUCAGGGGCCUCCUGCAGAAUGUGCGCUUCAUCUUUGACACUCCAGUGGAAGACGUCCUACUGAGCAGAGAAUGUGAGGUCACUAAGCAAGAUGAAGCCAAUAUUGUGAGUGAGGACACAGAAAUUGUGGAUGUAAACCCCCCCAUCACUACAAACAUAAUAGGUCAGAAGACAGAAGAGAUGGCCCCAGAUAUGUGCGAGCGCUCCUGUGAGGAACUAAGCACCAUGUUCCAGGAGCUCAGAGGCCUUCGCGUUGUUGUCAGUAACCUCAUUGAUGGUUUGCAAAAAGUGACAGAGGAGAACAAAGCUAUGAAGGAGACCCUCGGGAAGAUAAAGAACUCUAAAGAGAAAAACAUGUGCUGGCAGGAUGGCCGCCUGUUUGAUGAUAAGGAAGACUGGGUUGUAGACAGCUGCACCAAAUGUACCUGCCAGGAGUCCAAGAUUGUGUGUCACCAAAUUACAUGCCCCCCAGUGGCCUGUGCCAGCCCAUCAUUUAUUGACGGCGAGUGCUGCCCUGUGUGUAUGCCUAAAGACAGUGAGGAUGGCUGGUCCCCUUGGUCGGAAUGGACAGAGUGCACAGUCACCUGCGGGAUAGGGACGCAACAGAGGGGUCGGUCAUGUGAUGCAACCAGUAACCCCUGCACUGGACCUUCUAUCCAGACUCGCAAGUGCAGCCUGGGCAAAUGUGACAGACGUGUUCGCCAGGAUGGAGGGUGGAGUCUGUGGUCGCCAUGGUCUUCCUGUUCAGUGACCUGCGGAGAAGGACAGAUCACCAGGAUAAGACACUGCAACGCUCCUGUGCCACAGCUGGGAGGCAAAGACUGCGAGGGAAGUGGGAGAGAGACUCAGCGCUGCACUGCCAAGCCCUGCCCCAUUGAUGGCGGUUGGGGUCCUUGGUCUCCAUGGGCAACCUGUUCAGCAACAUGCGGAGGGGGAGUCAAAGGUCGAACACGUGAGUGCAACAGCCCUCAACCUCAGCAUGGUGGGAAGAGGUGUAUCGGGGAGGCCGGCGACAGUGACAGCUGCAACAAAAAAGACUGUCCUAUUGAUGGCUGUCUGUCUAACCCAUGCUUUGGAGGAGUGGAUUGCAACAGCUCUCCAGAUGGAUCCUGGGAGUGCGGCCCAUGUCCUGUUGGUUUCCGUGGAAAUGGUACCCACUGUGAAGACAUUAAUGAAUGUGAUAUGGUGUCGGAUGUUUGUUACAAAGUGAGUGGAACGCAACGCUGUGUCAACACAGACCCAGGUUUCCAUUGCCUACCCUGUCCAAAACGCUACAAGGGUACCCAGCCUUUCGGUAUGGGUGUGGAGGCUGCCAAGAAGAACAAACAGGUCUGUGAGCCAGAAAACCCAUGCAAGGAUAGGACACACAACUGUCACAAAUAUGCCGACUGCAUCUACAUCAGCCACUUCAGUGACCCAAUGUACAAGUGUGAGUGUAGGACCGGUUAUGCUGGAGAUGGCUUCAUCUGUGGAGAAGACUCAGACUUGGAUGGCUGGCCCAAUCAGAACCUUGUGUGUGGUGCCAACGCCACUUAUCACUGCAAGAAGGAUAAUUGCCCCAACCUUCCCAACUCUGGACAAGAAGACUUUGACAAAGAUGGUCAAGGAGAUGCUUGUGACAAGGAUGAUGACAACGAUGGAAUUCUAGAUGAGACGGACAACUGUCCCCUCCUUUACAAUCCUCGCCAGUCUGACUUUGACAAGGAUGAAGUCGGUGACCGCUGCGACAACUGUCCCUAUGAACACAACCCUGCGCAAAUAGACACUGAUAACAAUGGAGAAGGAGACGCCUGCGCAGUGGACAUUGACGGAGAUGAUAUUCUGAAUGAAAAUGACAACUGCCCCUAUGUGUAUAACACUGACCAGAAGGAUACUGACAUGGAUGGAGUUGGUGACCAGUGUGACAACUGUCCAAUGCUGCACAACCCUGACCAGACUGAUGUUGACAAUGAUCGGGUUGGAGAUCAGUGUGACAACAGCCAAGACAUUGAUGAAGACGGCCAUCAGAACAACUUGGACAACUGUCCCUAUGUGGCUAAUGCCAACCAGGCUGACCAUGACAAGGACGGCAGAGGAGACGCGUGUGACUAUGAUGACGAUAAUGACGGUAUACCUGACGACAAGGACAACUGCAGACUGACGCCCAACUCAGACCAGCUGGACUCUGAUGGUGAUGGUCGAGGGGAUGCCUGCAAAGAUGACUUUGAUAAUGACAGCAUCCCAGAUAUUCUUGAUGUUUGUCCAGAGAACAGUGACAUCAGUGCUACAGACUUCAGGAAGUUCCAGAUGGUCCACUUGGACCCUAAAGGAACCACUCAAAUUGACCCCAACUGGGUGGUCAGACACCAGGGCAAAGAGCUGGUUCAGACCGCCAACUCUGAUCCAGGCAUUGCUGUAGGUUUCGAUGAGUUCAAUGCUGUGGACUUCAGCGGAACGAUGUAUGUAAACACAGAUAGAGAUGAUGACUACGCGGGCUUUGUGUUUGGCUACCAGUCGAGUUCUCGCUUUUAUGUAGUGAUGUGGAAGCAGAUCACACAGACUUACUGGGAGGAAAAGCCCUCCAAGGCCUUUGGCAUCUCUGGCGUCUCGCUCAAAGUUGUCAACUCGACCACAGGCGCUGGAGAACACCUCAGGAAUGCUCUGUGGCACACGGGCAACACACCUGGACAGGUGCGUACUCUGUGGCAUGACCCCAAAAACAUUGGUUGGAAGGAUUACACAGCUUACAGGUGGCAUCUAAUCCACAGACCAAAGACUGGUUUUAUAAGGGUUGUGGUCUAUGAAGGGAAACAGAUCAUGGCUGACUCAGGACCGGUUUAUGACAAGACGUUUGCCGGAGGAAGGUUAGGUUUGUUUGUCUUCUCACAAGAGCUGGUGUUCUUCUCCGACCUGAAGUACGAGUGCAGAGAUAAGCCGGAGUUUUCUGAAGUGUUCACAAGAUAACUGAAUCAAGUUGGACAGAAAAACAUCAGAGGGCAAAAGACAACAAUCCCUUAAAGUAAACAUCAUGUCAUCGCUAAAUCCAUUUCAGUACAAAUGAGACUUUCCAUCCACUGGAGAGGAAACAUGGCCGAUUUCAGUUUUCCUGGUGAUUUAUACAUAUUCCCCAAGGUGGAAAAUAAAACUGAUGAGAGUGGACGACUUUUUAAAAAGCCUCUGCCGAAUAUAUAACUAGUUAACUAGUGUACCUAUGCCUUUACUUUUAAAUGAUUCCUUGAUUCCUUACAGCCUCUUCAUGCUGCAUGUGCUUUUCCACAGUUUUUCUUGCUUUCUACAACGUGUAAGUGACUGGGUUGUUGUCUUUUUUAUGUUGGAUUAGAAGUUCAUUUAUUCAUGACUUCUGUUUUGCAGAAAAACUGACAUACAGUGACUGACAAACAUAAACUGUAACCAAAGCAUAAUCAUUUAGCUUUGCAUUAUUAUUCUCCUGAUUCUUUUUAUCCUGAAUGUGUUUUUUAAUGGACUUGAGUGAAUGAUUGAAAUAAGCCAUUUUAGUAAGUGCCAAAGAUGUUUAUACUAAGUCUGUAUUAUAAUUCAUUUUGUAAAUUAUUUAUGCUCUGCUUGUUUUGCAUUUUUGCUAGUUUGUAAAUAAUUAUUUAUUUGUUUACACUGACAAAACUCAUAAUUGAAUAUCACAAACACAAAGAUAACACAUUAUAGUACUGAUGUUUGUCUUCCUUUACUUGUUAGUUUUUUCAAACCUUUCAAAUAAACUGCAGCAUAAAGCUUUGACAUCAGACAUCGAAACAUUUAGCUGCUUUUUAAAUAAUCAGUGAUAGCAGCUGCCUGCCAGAGAAAGUUAGUUCUGGUAGAAUAUGUACAUUAAAAAGCCAGUGUGUUUAUUUUCCUAAGUGUCCAGACAGGGCCUCUUUGUCCUCACAGUGAUAUAUCUGUUUUUAUAGAUGUGGAACAUUUUUCCAUGCUCCCACUCUGCGUUCUCCAGGAACUUAUAAAUGUUCCAUCACCAGUAUUGGCUGCAAUAUGGGCUUGUGGCACUGUAGCAUGCACCUCUCUCUUAAUUGAUACUGAAACAGUUUUUAUUAGUGACAUGUCUGCCAAAAAAAGGGAAGUAGUUCAAGGUAAUGCCAUCAGUUUGAAGGUAGUUAAAUAAAGAAAACUGCAGUUUAGGUUCGUGAUUCCUUGUGAAACUAAUGUUGUGUAUGAAGCACCACAUCAACA
Messenger RNA from Monopterus albus (swamp eel), 5162 nucleotides. RefSeq names its product thrombospondin 2a (gene thbs2a). Bases 372 to 3926 code for a protein of 1184 amino acids. Gene Ontology annotation, molecular function: protein binding; calcium ion binding. The record is from RefSeq and is a predicted model, not a curated record. NCBI's taxonomy places the organism in Eukaryota, Metazoa, Chordata, Actinopteri, Synbranchiformes, Synbranchidae. Gene Ontology annotation, biological process: cell adhesion; negative regulation of angiogenesis. The transcript has 23 exons. Gene Ontology annotation, cellular component: extracellular region.